Molecule: messenger RNA, 1348 nt
Organism: Synchiropus splendidus (mandarinfish)
Lineage: Eukaryota; Metazoa; Chordata; Actinopteri; Syngnathiformes; Callionymidae
Gene: hacd4
Product: 3-hydroxyacyl-CoA dehydratase 4
Exons: 8
Coding region: 445-1134 (229 amino acids)
Biological process (GO): sphingolipid biosynthetic process; fatty acid elongation; very long-chain fatty acid biosynthetic process
Cellular component (GO): endoplasmic reticulum membrane
Molecular function (GO): 3-hydroxyacyl-CoA dehydratase activity
Source: RefSeq, a predicted model, not a curated record
UCUAAGAUCACAUUCAUCUGAAUGAUAAAGUUACAUUCUAGAUCAAGGUAUCAAAUAAUUUCCAGUUACAUUUUGAUACAGGUCAAAUGAGAGCCAAUUCUCUUGAGAUGACUUCCGUUUCUUUGAUAACAUUUCAGCCCUCCUCGACAACAGAAAGGUCAGGAAUGAAUAAGGCGUGCGGGCAGAUGUUGGCAGCUGCUCAGGUAACUGGAUCCUUUACAGGCAGAGCUUCCUCUUGCGUACAUCAGUGUGCAGUGAACGUCCCACAGAUGGUGAGGUAAUAUCAGCGCCACAAACAGAGACACAUUUGCAGCAGUUUCCCGGCUUCCAGAGCGAGUCUGUGCUGGACGGAAUCUACCAUCAUGAGGCCGACAGAAUGACUCCGCAGCAGCCAGGAUAUCACACGCCUAAUAGCAAGCACGGGACCCACAGUCAUCAGAGGAAAUGUUCAGACUUGCCUACAUCUUCUCCUACAACCUGCUGCAGUUCUGUGGACACACAUGGAUCCUGGCCAACACGGUCGCCAGGUUCCUCUCCUUCGGCCGCGAUGCUUUGGCCGACAUGUUCUACUCAGUUGGACUCGUCACAAGUCUGUGUCAGCUGAUGUCUUUCCUGGAGCUCUUCCACAUCGCAGACGGGAUCGAGAAGGCCAAACUGCUUCCACGGUUCAUCCAAGUUGCUGAGCGGAACUUGAUCAUGUUCACACUUGUCACGUUAGAGGAGGUCCAGAGUAAACCAGCGGUGUGUGUGCUGCUCUUCUUGUGGAACAUUUUGGACCUGCUCCGGUACCCUCACGAGCUGGUGUGUGUGAUGGACAAGCCCUCGCCCGUGAUGCUGUGGGCACGCUACACCCUGUGGAUCCCCAUCUACAUCCUCUCAGCAGCAUCAGAAGGUUUCACUAUCUACCACGUCCUCCUAGAUUUGUGGGCACCAGAGUCUGACUCGCCAACAGCCAUCGCCAGAUCAUCAUCAUCAUCAUCAUCAUCAUCAUCAUCAUCAUCAUCCUUGCAAUUCCUUCUUAUCCUCGCCGCCUGUCUGACCAUCCUCACACUGGGGGUCAGUGUGACAGUGAGGCAGCUGCUGCAGGAGAGACAACAGCAGCUAGACCGACCGAACAAGAAGAAGAAGAAAUAGCCGAUGUUCCAGCCGCCACUCUACCAGCCGUACGCUCUGGUCCAGAUGGUUUUCUUCUUGAACUCGGAGGACGACCUCAGUGUGGACAAGGUCGCUGAGAGAAGAAGGCCAGACGUGAAGUCAGAGGAGGUUCAUAUCAACAGACAUGGAGUCCACCUUGUUUUUAACCCGCUGAAUAAACUUGGUAUUGUCACUGUGGAUGCAUUUGACCUUU